Durio zibethinus is the source of this 1905-nucleotide messenger RNA. NCBI's taxonomy places the organism in Eukaryota, Viridiplantae, Streptophyta, Magnoliopsida, Malvales, Malvaceae. The record is from RefSeq and is a predicted model, not a curated record.
AUGGGUGUAAACUCUAACAGGGUUGAAGAUUUCUCUAGCCAUAGUAGUAGAAGUCUGAAGGUUUCAACAGAGAUACCAAUGCCAGCAGCAGAGCCAAUGGAGAUACACAAAGUUUGCCUGCCACCAAAGAAAACCACUUUCCAGAAGCUAAAACACGGGCUUUCUGACAUAUUUUUCCCUGAUGAUCCACUCUUCAGAUUCAAGAAGCAAACAUGGUGUAAGAAACUGGUUUUGGGACUACAGUUUUUGUUCCCAAUAUUCCAGUGGGCUCCUGAAUAUAAUCUCAGUCUUUUUAAGUCUGAUCUCAUCUCUGGUCUUACCAUUGCCAGCCUUGCAAUCCCACAGGGAAUCAGUUAUGCAAAGCUUGCAAAUUUGCCACCUAUUGUUGGAUUAUAUUCAAGCUUUGUUCCCCCGUUCAUGUAUUCUGUCCUGGGGAGUUCUAGACAUCUUGCUGUUGGUCCAGUGUCCAUUGCAUCCUUAGUCAUGGGCACAAUGCUGAGUGAAAGUGUUUCCCCUGUUGAAGAGCCAAUUCUCUACCUUAAAUUAGCCUUCACUGCUACCUUCUUUGCUGGUUUAUUUCAGGCAUCUUUGGGUCUGUUGAGGUUAGGCUUCGUGAUCGACUUUCUGUCCAAGGCAACUCUUGUUGGUUACAUGGCUGGAGCGGCAGUCAUUGUGUCAUUACAGCAGCUGAAGGGGUUGCUUGGAAUUGUUCAUUUCACAGGCAAGAUGCAAUUCAUUCCUGUUAUGACCUCUGUAUUUGACCACAGAAAAGAGUGGUCCUGGCAAACUAUUGUAAUGGGAUUCAGCUUCCUUUUGUUUCCGUUGACAGCAAGGCAUAUCAGCAUGAGGAAACCAAAGCUUUUCUGGGUCUCAGCAGCCGCCCCAUUAACAUCAGUGAUUCUCUCAACGCUUUUUGUCUUCUGCAUUAAAUCAAAAGCUGGUGGAAUCUCAAUUAUUGGCCACUUGCAAAAAGGCUUGAAUCCACCUUCAUCGAACAUGCUAUACUUUAACGGCCAAUAUCUGGAAUUAGCUAUCAAGACUGGCAUUGUCACUGGGAUCCUGUCCCUCACUGAAGGAAUUGCAGUUGGAAGGACAUUUGCUUCUCUAAAGAACUACCAAGUUGAUGGAAACAAAGAAAUGAUGGCUAUCGGUCUCAUGAACAUGGCUGGUUCUUGCACUUCAUGUUUUGUUACAACAGGAUCAUUUUCUAGAUCAGCAGUAAGUUACAAUGCUGGAGCACAAACAGCAGUUUCUAACAUUGUACUAGCCACAGCAGUGCUUGUGACUCUGCUGUUUCUCAUGCCACUAUUUUACUACACCCCUAAUGUCAUCUUAGCAGCCAUCAUCAUAACAGCAGUGAUAGGGCUUAUUGAUUAUCAGGCAGCAUACAGAUUGUGGAAAGUUGACAAACUCGAUUUCUUGGCUUGCGUUUGCUCCUUCUUUGGGGUCCUUUUCAUUUCUGUUCCUCUGGGACUUGCCAUUGCAGUUGGAGUUUCUGUAUUCAAGAUUCUCUUGCAUGUCACCAGACCAAACACUAUGGUCUUGGGGAAUAUUCCAAGAACACAGAUAUACCAAAGCCUCAACCGAUACAAAGAAGCUUCAAGGAUCCCUUCGUUUCUUAUACUGGCCAUUGAAUCUCCAAUCUACUUUGCAAAUUCAACUUAUCUACAAGAAAGCUGUCACAGCCAUAGAUACAAGUGGCAUCGACAUGGUAUGCGAACUGAGAAAAAUGGUAGAGAAAAGAUCACUCCAGCUUGUGUUGGUAAACCCUGUGGUAAGUGUGAUGGUGAAAUUGCAUCAGUCCAAAAUCUUAGAGUCCUUUGGAAAGAACGCAUUCUAUCUCACAGUGGGGGAAGCAGUAGGAGACAUCUCAGCUUCAUGGAAGCUUCAGCCAUGACAAUAUAG